This is a messenger RNA of Candidula unifasciata, 1677 nucleotides long. The record is from the annotation of a GenBank genome assembly. Lineage: Eukaryota; Metazoa; Mollusca; Gastropoda; Stylommatophora; Geomitridae.
AUGAUGUCUGCAAGGACUGACUUGAAUCAGAAGAUUAUUUCAGUGAAUUUAGACAUGAUGGAAGAACAGAGACAUCACAUGCAUCAGGCUCUAGAUGAGUAUGUUGACAAGGUAAUCAGUGCUGGAAGACAGUGGACAAGAAGUGUAGACAGAAAUCAGUCCACUUUUCUUCAAGUUCACAUAAUUAUAAACAAGGCAAUGGCAUUUCUGAGUUUGAAAUUGGAUGAAAUGGAACGUGAGCAUUUCUCCUGUCUUCUGCGUGAAACAGACUGUAUUGCAGAAGAUGAGUUCACUCGUCAACAGAAACAUGUAGAAAUGGUUUCUGUUGUAGAUGAUGUCUCCAGGUGUAAAACUCUAACAUCCCAAGGAGAUAGUUCAGGAGAAGACAGUGCCGAUAUCCUAAACAAUUUUACUUGCAGAGACCGAAAUUUAGAAUGUGGCCAGCAACCGAGAUAUGGAGAUUUAUACAACCAGCUUCAAAAUGUUUUAGCAAAACAAGAUGGAUAUGAUCAGCAAAUGAAUAUGAAGAUACAUGACUUAAAAGAAGAAAUGGAGAGUUUGAAGUCAGAUGUUGAUCAGAUUAAAACAGACCUGUCAAACAAAAUUGAUGAAAUAAAUGCAGAAAUGACAGGCAAAGUUGAUGAGAUUAAAACAGAAAUUUUAGAACUUGUUGACGAAAGUAACAUAGACUUAUCAAAUAAAGUUGAUAAAAUUAACACAGACUUGUCAGCCAAAGUUGAUCAAAUUAAUACAGACAUGUCAGGCCGUAUUGAUGAAAUUAAUGCAGACCUUUCAGGAAAAAUUGAUGAAGUUAACUUAGAACUGUCAGAAAAAGUUGACGAAAUUAACACAGACUUGACAGAAAAAUAUGAUCAAAUUGACACUGAGCUGUCAGACAAAAUUGAGCAAAUUAAUGCAGAUCUGUCAAGAAGAUCUGACCAAAUUAAUGUUGUCUCACAGACUUUGACAAAUAAUGAAUUGGAAAAGGCUGCACUAACACAUAAAAUAGUGGCUUUGGAAAAUCAUUUAAAUACAAUAGAGAAGGACAUGCACGAUAAUAUCAGACAAGUAGAACAACAACUGGAUGGAAUGGGAACAAAUUACACGGUGGUACGUGAGCUAUUUAUAAAUAGACUUGCACCACUGGAGAAAUUACGUGAUAUUUUGAAUGGCAGAGCCACAAGCCAAAGUGAGAAUGUCAGACAGUUACAAGCGGUGAUGACAGAGCUAAAAGAUCUAUCUGGUGUUGUUGAGACGUGUGUCAGAAAGUUAGAAGUUGGAGUCGUCGGAUUCAAAGCAGAAACCAAGUGUCUCAUUAAUUCUUUAAAUGAGCGUCAGAGUGUAAGUUCUUAUCAGUCUCCUAGAUUAAUGUCUGGGUGCCAGUUUGACUCAUCUACUGGGAAAUUUACGGCAGCUGUGGAUGGAAUUUAUCUGGCAUACAUCAAUUUGCGCAUUAAUCGUAAUAGUGUUGUUACAAUUUACUUGAUGCAUAGAGAUAAAUCUCGUGAUUGUACAAUGGAGAUUUGUUUGGCAAGGGCUGAAAUUAAACAUUUCCCUGUUUUUAAUACAGACAUGGUGGAAAUGAAGGCAGGUGAUGAAUUAUUUAUCAUUAUCACUAAAACAUCGCCUGACCCUUGUCUGUGUGACAUUCAGUUUUCAUGUUUAAAAAUUGGUUGA